Messenger RNA from Colletotrichum lupini, 879 nucleotides. RefSeq lists its product as uncharacterized. The transcript has 5 exons. The record is from RefSeq and is a predicted model, not a curated record. Bases 1 to 879 code for a protein of 292 amino acids. Lineage: Eukaryota; Fungi; Ascomycota; Sordariomycetes; Glomerellales; Glomerellaceae.
AUGAACCGCGCUCCCAUCAUCGUAUCCAUCUGGGAGUCUGCAGCGCCGAUCAGCCUCCAGAGAUCCCCAAUCACAAUUCCCAUCUGGCAGUCAACGCCUGUUUCGUCACAUAAGCCAUAUCAGCAUAGUCAGAUAAACGCCGAACACAUCGCAGAGAUUACUGGGAAACUUUACCAAGCUGCGCAAUCGCCUAUAGCGGCUGACGUCGCCUACUAUGUCGGUCUAUGGGAGGAGUUGCACGAUUGUCAUUGGAGUUACAUGCGUAGCCACAGCACAGAGAAAUCGGCUCAAUGCUGGCCGGAGUUCAUUAAGGAUCAAGCUCAGAAUAGAAGCUCUUGUGGACCUGUCAUGUUUCUUCAACUUGGCCCAGAAGUCGCGAUUUGUUCAAAGGCCCUCAAGAUAAUCCUGAAGCUUCUCGAUCAUCCCAAUGCGCUGACCUUCUCAGGUGCCGAGAUCCUGGCUGAAAUUUACAAUGUCAUGAUGCAACGAAACGCAACAUCAGAGACACCAACUUAUCCGACACUUCGAGACGUACAAGAGGCCCAAGGUAUUUUCUUCACCAAUCAGGCCAUGGAAGUCUCUAUUCUUCCAAAAGGUUACAGAUCUAACAUCAAUGUUAUGAUUCGUGGACCACCUGAAAACCCAAAAUUCGGUUACACAGCAAAAUCAAGCCUGAGUUACAAGAAAGGGAGAAUUAAAGCCACGAAUCUCAAUACCAUCAUGUUCAAUCUGGUCUGGAAAAGACGUUCUUGCUUCACGGUCAACCCCAAAGUACGUCUCUCCCUGCGCGACCACUGCAGCCAUUCUCUGCGCUUGAUCCCUUUGGGCGGCUUGUGCGCCUGGAAAGCUUCAUUGAAUCUCUCAGAUCGCGGUGCUUAG